GCGGAGGGCUUCUCUACGCUCGUUGCACGAGGUAGGCGUUGGUGAGGGCGGCGAAGGGGAUCACGAGCGAUUCGAGUGUAAAACCCUAACCCUCGAUCUGUACGAAUCGCUUUCGACCAUUCGAGUGGAGCAAGAGAUGUUGGAGGAGUCCUCUGUAGUUCUGUGAGGAUUUCGAUUCGCCAUGGUGCUCGGGAAGCUCACUAUCGUUAUCGGAGCGGGUAUAAUUGGGUCUGUGCUCACUAAGGAUGGUGGUCUACCUGAUAUUACACACCUUUUUUCUGGUGCUUUCAGGAUUGUCACAAAGCACCUACAACAAGAAAAAGACAACUCUCAGUCCUCUAGCAAACCUCAAACUGAUUCUCUGUUAGCUCAGGUUAAUACUCUUCGGCAUGAGCUGCAACUGUUGGCAUCAUCAAGAUCAGUUACAAUCGUGACUGGUGGAAAAUCAGGUUCUGGAAGAUAUGGUGUAUCAGCUGUUAUUGUCAUUGGAGCUCUUGGAUAUGUUUUUAUAUGGUGGAAGGGAUGGAAACUUUCGGAUAUGAUGUUUGUGACACGACGCGGCUUUUCUGAUGCUUGCACUCGAGUAGGCAAGCAACUGGAGCUAGUUUCAUCGUCUAUUACAACAGCCAAGAAACAACUAUCUUCAAGGAUUGACCUCGUAGAUAAUAAUGUGGAGGAAUGUAAGGAGAUUGCUGCUGCUACCAAAUUUGAGGUCUCACAGCUACAUGGGGAUUUAACUUUGUUCCAUGCUGAAGUUGAAUCCGUUCACCGUGCUGUCCAGACUCUGGAGACAAAGAUUGGUCGAAUAGAAGGAAGUCAGGACUUUGCAACCAGGGGAGUCUAUCACCUUUGUCAGUUUGUUGAGAAAUUGGAAGGGGCCAAAAGUAGGGAACUUAUUCAGGACUCACCAUCCAGUUCUCAGCGAUUACUUGAACCUCCACAAACUUCUCUGGUGGUGACAAGGACAAGUUCGUUACCACCUUUACCAGUAGAAUCACCUUCAUCAUCAGCAUCAGCAUCACCAUCCAUUGCUAUUGAGAGUCCCAGGGUUCUGCGAUCAUCAACUGCUGUAUCGGCUUCAGGCCUAAAGGAGCUGCAGGAGAUUUCAAAUGCAACUAGACUGGGAAGCUUCAAAUCAAAUAUGACAUCAGGAAGUACCUCUAAAGUUUCAAACAGUACUACCGAAGAACCAAACAGCACCGCUCCGAAUUCCAGUUGGUCCAUGUGGAAGUCUACGGACGAACCAAACAGUACUGCACCAAGUUCUACUCGGUCUUUGUGGAAGCUGCCAAGCAUUGGUAUUCUUUCAAGAACCCGCAGUGGUACGACCUGAUGAUUGGCCAUAUAUCUUGGUUCCCCAAAUAACUCCCGCAUGUUUCGGGAUGAUGAUGAUAUUUACUACACAUGUUAAAAAAUUGUAGUGCUUUAAAUAUCAUAAUCCAAACCGGGCACCAAAAUUUUUGUAGUGUAUAGAUUUUUUGCAAGUAAUUGGUUAAGAAACUCUUCUCUUUAAGUGGAUUUUAUAUUAAAAGAGAACAUUAU
This is a messenger RNA of Musa acuminata subsp. malaccensis (wild Malaysian banana), 1542 nucleotides long. RefSeq lists its product as uncharacterized. The record is from RefSeq and is a predicted model, not a curated record. NCBI's taxonomy places the organism in Eukaryota, Viridiplantae, Streptophyta, Magnoliopsida, Zingiberales, Musaceae.